Molecule: messenger RNA, 1803 nt
Organism: Cyclospora cayetanensis
Lineage: Eukaryota; Apicomplexa; Conoidasida; Eucoccidiorida; Eimeriidae
Product: calcium-dependent protein kinase 2
Exons: 11
Coding region: 1-1803 (600 amino acids)
Biological process (GO): peptidyl-serine phosphorylation; protein autophosphorylation; intracellular signal transduction
Cellular component (GO): cytoplasm; nucleus
Molecular function (GO): ATP binding; calcium/calmodulin-dependent protein kinase activity; calcium ion binding
Source: RefSeq, a predicted model, not a curated record
AUGGGGGCCGGUAUUUCCCGGACAAAAAACAAGUCGGAGAAGAAUCAGCAGGGCCGGUUAUUGCCAUCUCCAGCUGUACAGACCCCGCAGGUUUCCCCCUUACAGCACCCCGUUCCUUCCCCACUUUCAAGCAUCCCAGAACGGUGUGUUACACUGUACCACCGUCAUCUCAGUGAAAAAGAAAAAGAUGUUAGUACAGGCCGGCUACGUACACUUCGGGCUCCCGGAGAUCCGGCUGGCAGGCACGAAAGAGGCGGUCUUCCCCGACCGCACACACAGAGCGCCUCGAAUAGCAUGGAGUAUGAAGUAAAAGAUGUCGAGAGCCCAGUGGAGCAAGCCGAAUCUCACCCCAAGGAAACCUGCUUCAGCAUCAACAGAUCUAACUUUAUUCUUGAGAAUACCGGCAAAAUACAAAGCCUCUAUGACAUCGAUCCAACAACUCUCGGUUCAGGAACAUACGGCAGUGUCUCACGGGCAGUCCGCAGAUCCACUGGAAUGCAAAGAGCCGUCAAAACGAUAAGCAAAUCGCAGGUCAAAAGCAUCGAGAGAUUUAGAAGGGAAAUAGAUAUCAUGAAAAGCCUAGACCAUCCGAAUGUCGUAAAGUUAUUUGAGACCUUUGAAGAUCACAGAAACAUAUACCUCGUCAUGGAGUUGUGUGAGGGUGGCGAGUUGUUUGAUCGAAUCAUAGCGGAAGGCCACUUUACGGAGAAGCGCGCGGCGUUGCUCAUGCGACAGGUCUUUUCUGCUGUUAAUUAUUUGCAUUCAAACCACAUAAUGCACAGGGAUUUGAAGCCUGAAAAUUUCCUCUUCUUGAGCUCUGCCAGGGAUAGUCCCUUAAAAAUCAUCGACUUUGGGCUUUCAUGUCGAUUUAAGCCCGGCGAGUUUGUCUCGACAAAGGCUGGAACGCCAUAUUACGUGGCCCCCCAGGUUUUGGAAGGCCGAUACGACUUUCGCUGCGAUGCGUGGAGCUUGGGCGUUAUAUUGUACAUUUUACUUUGCGGAUUCCCGCCAUUUUAUGGAGAUACGGACGCAGAGGUUUUAGCACAAGUGAAAGCAGGCUCAUAUUCAUUUGCUGGGCCAGAGUGGAGACGUGUCUCUGACGAGGGAAAGGAUCUUAUUCGAAAACUUCUCAAGAUAAACCCGGAUGAGCGUCUGCAGGUGGACGAUGCCUUGCAUCACCCUUGGAUCAUGAGCCUUGCUCAGAGCAGUCAAAACGUGCCACUACCUGUUACGCUUAUGGCAAACCUCAAGGGCUUUCGAGCGCAAAAUCGUUUAAAGAAGGCCGCCCUAACCGUAAUAGCGCAACACAUGACUGACUCGGAUAUCGAUCAUCUUCGUAAAAUAUUCAUUUCCCUCGAUGUGGACAACUCGGGGACACUCUCAGUGCAGGAAGUUGCCGAAGGGCUAAAACGUUUGGGGUGGACAGAAAUUCCUCCCGACCUUCAGGCCAUCAUGGAAGAGGUCGACUCAGACAAAUCUGGCCACAUUGACUACACUGAAUUCAUUGCUGCAACUAUGGAUAGGAAGUUGUAUAUGAAAGAGGACGUGUGCUGGGCGGCUUUCCGCGUGUUCGAUUUGGACGGCAAUGGCAAAAUAUCUCAAGAUGAGCUGCGCCAGGUCCUCGGGAUGCCGAACGUACAGGGGGCCGUUGGCACGGAGACUAUAUCUGCUCUACUAAAGGAAGUUGACCUCAACGGGGAUGGAGAGAUCGACUUUGAAGAGUUUAUGCACAUGAUGCGCAAGCGCACUCCCGGGGAAAUCCAGAGAGAACGGGAGUUCAAGAAGAAAUCUGGGAAGCUAUAA